Molecule: messenger RNA, 5613 nt
Organism: Heterocephalus glaber (naked mole-rat)
Lineage: Eukaryota; Metazoa; Chordata; Mammalia; Rodentia; Bathyergidae
Gene: Hlf
Product: HLF transcription factor, PAR bZIP family member
Biological process (GO): regulation of transcription by RNA polymerase II
Cellular component (GO): nucleus
Molecular function (GO): DNA-binding transcription factor activity, RNA polymerase II-specific; RNA polymerase II cis-regulatory region sequence-specific DNA binding
Source: RefSeq, a predicted model, not a curated record
AUGAAGCUGCAGAGGGUUAGUUAGGGUGGAUGGCAGUGGAGGCUGUUCCUCCGAGGAACAAACUCAGAAGCAAAUUCCUUAAUCCCAGAUUCCACCCACGCCUGAGUACUAGAAUUGGCAAAAGGCAGAGCGCUGUUACAGACCUAAGCUGGAUAACAGUGUUUCCAGCAUUUAGCAAAGAUAAAGACAAGGAGAAGAAGCUGGACGAUGAGAGUAACAGCCCGACAGUCCCCCAGUCGGCAUUCUUGGGGCCCACCUUAUGGGACAAAACCCUUCCCUACGAUGGAGAUACUUUCCAGUUGGAGUACAUGGACCUGGAGGAGUUUCUGUCGGAAAAUGGCAUUCCCCCCAGCCCGUCCCAGCACGACCACAGCCCCCACCCGCCCGGCCUGCAGCCGGCGGCCUCCACCGCCCCCUCGGUCAUGGACCUCAGCAGCCGGGCCUCUGCACCCCUGCACCCCGGCAUCCCGUCUCCAAACUGUAUGCAGAGCCCCAUCAGACCAGGUCAGCUGUUGCCAGCAAACCGCAAUACACCAAGUCCCAUUGAUCCUGACACCAUCCAGGUCCCGGUGGGUUAUGAGCCAGAUCCAGCAGACCUUGCCCUCUCCAGCAUCCCAGGCCAGGAAAUGUUUGACCCUCGCAAACGAAAGUUCUCCGAGGAAGAACUGAAGCCACAGCCUAUGAUUAAGAAAGCUCGAAAAGUCUUCAUUCCCGAUGAUCUGAAGCUGGAAGUCACACAGCAUCAGAUCUGUAAAUAACGUGGAUGAGGACAUACUGUGAUGUUUUUACAAGCCUGCCUUCCAUUGGAUGACACUCAGCAGCAGCAUUCACCAAUUUUUGAUCAUGCUUUGUAAAGAAACAAAAGAGGACUUCCAGAACUAAGUGGCAAGAACUAUAAGAUAAGUGUGUUCAAAUUGGGGGAGGGUAUUUUGAGGAGGGUUAAUAGCAAUGUGCCUUUUCCUGUAAUAAAUUUUUAAAAUUUAAAUAGUCACCAUAAAUUUUGAUUACUCCUUGUAAAUUAACAUGUGAAGUACUCAUGAUUUCUGAUCCUGACUGGUAUGUGACUCUUUAGCAUGUUACUUUCCUCUCUGGGCAUCUUCUGAAAUAAUGCUUUCAUUAUUUGCUACUAAACAGAGAUAAGGAAAAGCAAUAAAACGUCAGAGGGAUGGUGAGCCUGUGAAGGAAACAGUCUUACUUCCAUCUUCAAGGAAAUCCAUAAAAUAUAACCCAUAUAUCAAACCAAAAUCUUUCACUGUUAGAAAGAGAAGAAAAUUAUUUAAGAAAGGCACCUGGAUCUCAUAGUCCUCCAAGGAUUACCUUCCUUUUGGAAGGAAUAACAACCAGAAUCAGGGAAUAACAAUAACAAUCAGGAAAUAGCAACCAGAAAUGGAACCUCCUGCCACAUGGGCAAUCUCGGGUGACCAGGGUGGGAUAAUGAGAGGGAAGUGAUGGAUUCCCUGACACAUUAUAUGUUACGUUCAUAACUAGUGAUCAAUUGAGUAUCUCAACAGAGAGUUAAUUUUGGGUUGGAAACGGUACUAUGUUGAAGGGGACACAUUAUUUAUAAAGGGAGAGAGAUUUACCUUAGGAAGUCCAAUAUAGCUUAAAACAAAAUUAAUCUGCCAUAUUUUAUGAUAUUUCAGGAUUAAAAUUUUUUCCAAAAUGAUGCCACAUCCACUAAUACCAACAGAACCAUUUUUGAUUAGCUACUUCAUAGACCUUUUUGUAUUUACAUGUCUUUCCAGGCAUAAAGACAAUGGAAGUAUGAUUAUACAUUUUCAAGGCAUUGGAACAAGACAUAAUUAGCCUUUUCUAAAGUUUGACCCCUACUCUCAAACUUAAACAUGGUUCACAUGUAGAGAGACUCCAAGGUAGGGAAAAUGAGACUUUGGGACACCGAACUGACUUAGACCAGGUUCUGUUGCUUCUCAUGUCUAGAAAGAACACCAGAGAUAGAAGUACCUGGCAGAUCUAAAUCACUGCGGUCAUGCACAUAUCUGAAAGUACCUUCAUUGAUGCAGAAUAGGGAAAUUUCAGGGAGGACAAGAACCUUAGAGAUUCAUUAGUCCAGUGUUAUCCCUUUGCAGUUGAGAAAGAGGAAAGGGAAACUCAGAUGAACUCUGCCUUGGAAAGUUCACUGCAGCACGUUAGCCCUGACAAGGACUACAGCAGGGCCUUUAAUAACUGCCGCUGAGGAUCAAGAAAGGAAAGUGUAUGGCAAAGACAUCAGAAGAUACAAUCUAUUUGGGUCAUGGAUGGUUGGACUCCACAGGCUAAGACCAGGGUGACAUGGGAUUAGGUGUAGGGAUCAGAGGUACCUUCUUUCAGUUGGGUGCCUAUCAUGAUCUUAUGUCUUUAGUGAUCCAAUUCUGUGUGCAUUUCAGAGUCUCAUCUCUUAAACAAACUAGGGAGCCCAUUCAGGAUGGAUUUCGUCUUGGUUGGAGGUUAGUUUGAAAGAAUGCUGCCGAGUAGUAGAUAGAACUUCCAACCAGAUUUUCACAGUAUCCUAAUUUACAUGCUCAAACAAAGAGCAAGACAGGUAAUGUUAGCAACAAAGAGGCGGUUCAAAACCAUCUGUGGUGGAAUUACACAUAUUACUGCCGUCAUGGCUGUGUCUGACCUUUUCAUAUGGUACUUUCCUGUGCUCCUGGGGUUUUUUCCCAGGUGUGGGUGAACCUUCAAGUCACAGACCAUGACCUGGUGGGAAACAGGAAGAGCUGUCACAUGUCAGUAGAGAGGACUGAUCUGGGGUGGGUGGGAGAGAGGUGUUUAUGGCCCCAGGCACUGGACAAUGAGCAAACCAAUUGAGUAGAAUCGCAUCCACCAAAAAUGGUGGAUCAGGGAGAGCACACUCAGGUUCCUAACUAAAAAUCAGUUUUGUUACCUGAAUUUCUUGAUACUUUUAAGAGUCCAUUCAUUCAGUGGACAGAUAUUUUUCAAAUGCUAGAGUAUGCCGAGCCCCAUGUCAGGCUAGAGAUACCAAGGUGAGCCAACACCCAACGUUUUUCCUGGCCUCGUGGAAGCUCUAGUCUGGCCAGCAAUCCGAAAUGUCGACCUGUUGGAAUAGGGUAUGGCUGCGUGGGUUCUGGUUGGAUGAGAGUAGCUGCGUAGCCAGAUGGCAUUAGCACCUGGGAGGUGGAAAAGGAGACAGAUGUAGCACCAAAUUUACCAGCCCCACUCAAAACCCUAUUUCUAUGCCCAGCCAUUCUGUGAUGACAAAAUGAGACAAACUGGUUUUUCUACGCAGGACUCUGCCUCUUCCAUCUUUCCUGCCUCUGUGUCCUUUGUUCCACCCCUGUUCCAUAUUCCCUUUGGUCUCCAUUCCACCCUUUUGCUAGCUCAUCUGCUGGGAAAUGAAAGCACUUUGGAAGUAAGAAGAACUCUAGGCAAGAUGCAGAAUUUGGUUGUUACCUUGAGGUCAGCUGGUGAGUCCUGGUCCUGAGGAUCUGGUCAGUAUGGUCACAGGCCACCAAGCCCAUGGCCUAUAGCAGUACCUCUGUCCAUCCCUCCCUGCCACACAGUUUACAGGGGCUUGUUCUCAUGUGCUCGCUCAGCACCUGCCUUCCUGUUCUCCUGUAUGCAGCUUCUAAUACAUCCUGAGUUAGUUCCUCUUUGGAUUCCUCUUGGAAACCGAACUCCUAGGCUCAUUGACUAGUGUGGUGGAUUUACUGACACUGAAGGGUAUGGAAUGGGGCUUACAUCCAAGUGAUACAAACAACCUCCAUCAGAAUUGGUGCUUCGCUGUACUGAGUAUGCCUUUGGGCCCCUUGGCCCUGUGAUGUCAUUGGCUCUCCUGGCUCCUCCCAGUCCUUCUCCUAUUCCUCCAGCUCCCCUACUGUCUUUCAGGAGGCAAACAACAAAUUCCACCACCAGCCCUUGCAUACGUGUACAGGCUUGUUCAUUCUGGUACUCUUCAAAGGACAACCUCCUCCCUGAGAAGAAUCAUGGUGCCAACUACUAGGAAGAUCAUUUUUCACCCUAUUACAUAUUAGUUUGAAGCAAAACAAAGGCCAGGGGUGCUUUACAAACAAAAUGACACUACCAACUUGUGACCAGCACACAGGAAGUCCCUACGCACACGUUCCAUCUCACAGUCUGUCUUCAUGCAGGGCAAAUAUCUACUGAGGGAAAUGAGUGGGUCCAGGGCAGACCACUCAUGUUAGAUUUUUCCUGCAGCCUUGAUCCCACCCCACAUGACCUCCUCCACUGCCAACACCUCCCCUUGGGAUGCUGGGGAAGGUAAGGACUGGCCUCACACACAUCUUCUGGGUAGCAUGUAACUGCAUAGGGAUUCGCUUUGCUAGGAUGGAGGGAUAUGGUGUUGGAAGUUGUUGAGGAAAGGAAGUUGCAGACUUCAUCAGGUAACACCGUCAGUGAAAUGGGCAGAUCUAAAAGAAAGUGCAUUCCUUAGUAAGGAAGGUUUUCUUUCUUUUGGUGGUAGUGGGGCCAACAAUGAGGGAAAAGGAAGGAUUGCUUUCAUAAUGACCACAGUUAACCUUUACCCAGGGCAACUGAGACCUAGAGAAUAGUUAAGCAAGAAAUUAGUGGAAAUCAUGUAAAUGCUAGUCACUGAUAUGAGUACACUGAUUAGUGACAGAUUGGAGGGUUUUUUAAAUUUUUGUUUUCAACAAUCAACAUGUACAUUCCAUUGUGUGAUAUUCUUCUGGUCAGACAGAUACAAGAGGUGAAAGAUCCUACUUCUCUCCUUUGUCUCUCUUCUGAGCCUCCCCUGCAGAGGCAUGAUUUUGAUAGCUUGGUAUAAAUCAGUGGUGGCGAACUUAUGGCACACAUGCCACAGCUGUUUGUUGUCACUGAAAGCUCUAAAAGGUUUGCUGUCACUGGUACAAAUCUUUCUGAAUCUCUUUUUAUGAAUAUAUUACAAGUUUUUAAGCAAACUGGGAUGAAACCAAACAUAUUUACCAACAGAUUGCCGUUGUUUCCACUUACAUUGUGAUAUAUCAUGCACAUCUUUAUGGUUCAGUAGGGUAAUUAUCUUUAACAGCUGUAGAGUAUCCCUUUGUGUGACUCUAUCCAAAUGAUAGAUACAUACAGAUAAUUAGCUUUUCUCCCAUGUUUUUCUUUUACAAACAAUGCUACAGUAAAAACCUUGUGCACUGUGCAUUGGCUCAAAGAAGCUACAGGCUGAAAUCCUAGCAGGGUAGUUACUAGAUCAAUAGAGUACAUAUUAAAAUGGUUGAGAGAUAUUGCCAAGUUGCCUUCCAAAAAUAUUGUACCAACUUACACCAGAAAAGCAGAUGAGUACCCAUGGAAGAAAAGAAGGUUCUAAAAUUUUUAGCCAAGCUAGUAAAGAAAGUUGGAAUGUGCUUCUGGGUAUGAGGUGAGCUGCUUGCUCUCCUUCCAGCUCUGAUCUCCACCUCAUUGGGCACAAGCCAUGCUGGGCAUAGCAAGGGGCCCGCUGUGACAGGUCGGUCCUUGCUCCAGGAAGGAAGCCAUGGCUCAUGGACCAUUUGCUCAGACAGGCAGAAGCUAAUGGAAGGAGACAGGGGUUCUGAACCUGGGCAGGCAUCUCAGUGUGGCCUUAAAGGCUGCCCGUACCCAGGUGAAACUGCACUGCUGAAAUCUAAUACCUUGUUUCUUUACCCUUCUGUGACU